GUCGUUAGCUGCGCAGCUGCAUAGGGAUUUGUAGUCGUAUAAAUAGCAAACGAUAAUGGCCAGAACAGAAGAUCAGAGGUUCACCGUCAGUGAGAGUAUGACCAUUGGAUUUAUUGGAGCUGGCCGAAUGGCGCAAGCUAUGAGUCGAGGCUUUAUCUCAAAAGGAGUUGUCAAGCCACACAAGAUAAUGGCCAGUGAUACAGUCCCACAGAUGUUAGACUGUAUCAAAGAACAAGGUGUCAGAAUCUCCAGAAGUAACCUUGAGAUCGUUGAAAACAGUGACCUAAUUAUCAUAGCCGUCAAACCUCACGUGGUGUCCCCAAUUCUACAAGAGGUGUCUAGUAAAGUGACGCGUGAGAAGCUUUUUCUGUCCAUAGCAGCAGGAGUCACGCUGGAAACACUGGAAAAAAAUCUUCCGUCACAAACACGAGUGAUCCGUGCCAUGCCUAACACCCCCGCCCUUGUACAGACGGGGGCCACGGUCAUCGCCCCGGGGUCAUCAGUGCUCCAGGGGGACAGGGAGCUCAUCCAGGGGCUGUUCCGGACCAUUGGUAUCUGUGAGGUGGGGACAGAAGAACAGCUGGACGCGGUCACGGGGCUGAGUGGGAGCGGGCCCGCCUAUGGUUUCCUGGCGAUUGAAUCUCUGGCUGAUGGGGGUGUUAAGAUGGGACUACCUCGUGACCUCGCCCAAAAGCUAGCCGCUCAGACAUUACUGGGGGCUGCAAAAAUGGUGCUUGAAUCAGGGAAACACCCGGGACAACUCAAGGACGAAGUGUGUUCACCAGGGGGUACCACUAUAGCUGCCAUACACAAAUUGGAAGAGACCGGCUUCCGAUCGUCGUUAAUUACAGCAGUAGAGACCGCCACAAACCGAGCGAAGGAACUCGGAGUUAUAGAGAGCCAGAAACAGCAGACCGUGUUACUACGGGAACAGCCAAAUGUAGAAAGCAGCAGUAGUCAGCCCCUGAGGGUCACACAGUGAGGGGAGGGGAUCUCAAAGACCAUCCCCAGCAUUCCUGCCCUCUCCAAGCUCUGUACUGGUAUAUAUCUGAUUGAGAGCUUGGUGCGACUACGCCAAAAUAUAAUUUGUGGGGUUAGUUUUGUUCAUUUUUGUUUUGAAUAAUUAUUUAUGUCACAAGAAUUUUCAGAAGAUUAUUUGAAUUAUCAAAAUUUUUAUCAUCACUCAUACAUAUAUUAUUUUUCAUCAUCAAUAAAUUGCAUUCAUACUUUAAAAAGAAGGAUUGCUAACACCAGAUACUCUGUCACAUAAUCCAGUCAAUGAAUUGCAUAUGAAAAUAGAACAGUUAUAACGUUAUUUGAUUUUGGAAGUGUACAAAUCUGUGUUUGACGUAGUUACAGAAACUACACUCAGGGUACGACUUUAUGAUUUUAAAUGUUAAGAACAUUUAAGAAUUUGUUCCUUGUUUAAAUGUUGGUCUUGUGUUCAGAGGUCUGUUGCUGAUUUAUGGUUGUAACUUUUGAUUUGAACAUGUUUUAUUGUAUACCGUAUAUAUGAUACAUUUACAUAUACAAAUGGUUAGGACACAGGUUCUGACAACUUACGAGGUCUUUACCCUUGUAACUUUUGUCAGACUUUCAUGUACUGUGGAAUCAUUAGAAUUCGUGGUGGCUCAAUUUUCGUGGUAUUCGUGGAUAUCCAUCUCCCACAAAUUUAAAUCCUCCACGAAAACAUAUUUUGAAAGUUUUAUUUUUUUACUGAAACUGAAAACUGACGCUUCCACGAAAUUACAUCCCCAUGAUCCAGCAAAAAACCCACAAUCCACGAAAAUUGGCGCCCACUAAUUUAAAUGAUUCCACAGUAUGCUGAAUCCGUAGGUGGAUUCAAAGUCUGUUCUGUUUUUGUUUGCAAUUACAAAAAUAAUUGGCAACAUGUAUACCAGGUCUAUUUUUUACGUCAGGUACAUGAUGUUAGACAAGUGUGUGCUACACUCUAAAAUUUAAACACAAUAGUUCUGAAUGUAAUAAUUAGUGCUAGCAUGCAUUUGAUGAUUGUUAAGUGCGAAUCAGCAUAAUGUUAAUUAUUACAUGUAUUUGUAUUCAAGUCCCAAGGCAUUAAAUGAAUGUGUGAAUCUCUAUUGAAAGCACUGAAAUGUCACUGAAAACCUCUGUUGUAUAUGAACAAAUAUUAUCAGGCAUGUACUUGUAUUAAUUAAGUUGUAUAUAAUAUAUUAAAUGUACUGUACAGAAAAAGAAUUUAAUUUCAAUACAAGUUUUAAGUAGAUAUUUGUAAACAGAUGUGAAUACAUUGUAUUACAAGUCAUUGAUUGUGACUUGUUGCUAUGCAUGUCAUCUCUGUAUGAACUUUAUCCUGUUCAGAGUUUGCCAACAUAAACUACCAAGACAAAGUCAAAGGAAGUUAUAUCUCGAUCUAAUAACAAAAAAAUUAAUAAAGUUUUUGAGAUUGA
Molecule: messenger RNA, 2426 nt
Organism: Magallana angulata
Lineage: Eukaryota; Metazoa; Mollusca; Bivalvia; Ostreida; Ostreidae
Product: pyrroline-5-carboxylate reductase 2-like
Exons: 6
Coding region: 56-982 (308 amino acids)
Biological process (GO): L-proline biosynthetic process
Molecular function (GO): pyrroline-5-carboxylate reductase activity
Source: RefSeq, a predicted model, not a curated record